AUGAACUUAAGGUUGCACGUAUUUUUCAGCCAGUUCUUGUGGCUUGUGUCCGUGUUGAAGGGGAAAAGUCUUCAAGGCAUACCGGGCUAUGGCAGGAAUUUGCUGAUCAAAACAAUACCCGCUGUAGAAGAUUACCAGAGCAAUGUUUACGAAGUAUUCAUGGAGCCCUACUUAUAUGGACCACAGCCAAUUCCCGGAAUCCAAGCCAUAGUUCACCUUCAAGACGACGAAGAAUCUGGAGUGGAGGGAGAUUUAAUAUUCACACAGUUAGUUCCCAACGGACCCGUUUCUAUCCAGGGAAAUAUUACGGGAUUGUCUCCCGGCCUUCACGGACUACAUGUACACCAGACCGGCGAUAUUGAUGACAAUUGCAAAAAGAUUGGACCUCAUUUCAUUGCUUAUUACGGUCGUCACGGAGGUCCAAGGGACGCCGUCCGACAUGUUGGCGACCUCAGUAACAUAAAAGCCGAAGAGGGCGCCACUUUAGAUGUCAAAAUAGUUGACCACCUGAUAUCACUUACUGGUCCUAGGUCUAUAGUUGGACGGGCAAUAGCUAUAAGCAAAAGUGAAGAUGAUUAUGGAAGGUCCAGUACUGAAGACAGCGCCUUAACUGGUACUUCGGGUCCGGCUAUCGCUUGCGGCAUUAUUGGCUAUCUUAAUUAG
Danaus chrysippus (African queen) is the source of this 663-nucleotide messenger RNA. The record is from the annotation of a GenBank genome assembly. NCBI's taxonomy places the organism in Eukaryota, Metazoa, Arthropoda, Insecta, Lepidoptera, Nymphalidae.